Molecule: messenger RNA, 1527 nt
Organism: Ogataea parapolymorpha DL-1
Lineage: Eukaryota; Fungi; Ascomycota; Pichiomycetes; Pichiales; Pichiaceae
Product: tRNA pseudouridine synthase 1
Exons: 2
Coding region: 1-1527 (508 amino acids)
Biological process (GO): mRNA pseudouridine synthesis; tRNA pseudouridine synthesis
Cellular component (GO): nucleus
Molecular function (GO): RNA binding; pseudouridine synthase activity
Source: RefSeq, a predicted model, not a curated record
AUGUCAGAGCCUAUCAAUGAACGUACUGAGGAACCUGAUCAAGUUGCUGAAGCCUACGACGACAACGAACAGGGUAGCAGAAAAGACCCUAGUAACAAAUGGCUCCGUACUCGGAAAGGAGACGUCAUCGGUGACACAGCUAAGAGACAGAGAGUCCUCAAGAAAGUCCAGGACACGUGGGUAUGUUUCGCGGACAGAGCUACUGGAGGUGAACUUCAGUCGACUUUACGGAUUUUGAAUGAGGAUGGUACCCCCAAAUACGAGGAUGAAGAAAGAAAACCCAAGAAGAAGGUUGCAUGUUAUUUGAGCUACUGUGGAACGGGAUACCACGGCAUGCAGAUGAACCCUCCUGCUAAGACCAUUGAGGGUGAUUUGUUUGACGCUUUUGUGAAAGCAGGGGCUAUUUCCAAGAAUAAUUCCAACGAUCUGAAAAAGAGCAGUUUCAUGAGAGCUGCACGUACCGACAAAGGUGUGCAUGCUGCUGGAAAUGUGAUUUCGCUGAAGCUUAUUAUUGAGGAUCCAGAUUUGGUUGAGAAAAUCAACAGCUAUCUUCCUGAUCAAAUCAGAUUUUGGGGCUAUGAGAGGGUGAAUAAGUCUUUUGACUGUCGCAAGGUUUGUUCCUCAAGAAUUUACGAGUACCUUAUGCCAACAUACUCAUUCUUGCCUCCAAAGCCAAGUAGUCCCCUGGCAGCUCAAAUAAUCGAGGCGGAAAGGGAGUUCCCGGGAACGACGAGAAAAGACCCAGAAGGAGAAAAAUUCUGGGAGGAGGUGAACGUUGAGCUUGAGAAGGCCGGUAUUACAGAAGACCAAAUGGCGCAGAUCAGAGAGGCAAAUAGAGAAGGAAUUCAACUGACUGUUCCGCUUGAACUUGCCGACAAAAAAUCUAGAGAAAUCAUGAAUGCAGCCCGCAAGCGGUAUAAAAUCUCAACCGAGAAGCUGAAUCUACUAAGAGAUGCUUUGAAAAUCUACCUGGGACCGCAUAAUUUCCAUAAUUUCACUAAUGGGAAGGAUUACAAAGACCCUUCUGCCAUCAGAUUCAUGAAAAAUAUCACUGUGAGCGAUCCUAUUGUGGUGAACGACCAGGAAUGGGUGUCUAUCAAGAUACACGGACAGUCAUUUAUGCUCCACCAGAUUCGUAAGAUGAUUGCCAUGGCUACCCUUGUUGUGAGAACAGGCUGUCCGUUGGCCAGAAUUGAGGAGGCUUUUGGACCCGAGAAGGUCAACAUUCCUAAGGCGCCCGCUUUAGGACUUUUGCUCGAGCAGCCAGUGUAUGAGAGCUACAAUGCGAAGCUCGAGAAGUUUGGAUAUAACCCACUUUCUUUCGAUAAGUUUGCCGCAGAAAUCGAUGAAUUCAAACGCAAACAUAUCUACGAUAAAAUUUACGCAGAGGAGGAGCGCGACAACGUCUUUUACGGAUUCUUUGGCUUUAUCGAUGGAUUUGCUGGAUACGACGAUCAGAACGGCACUCCGAUCUUUAAUUUCCUGACUGCCAGAGGCAUCCGAAAAGAGGAACCCAAAAAAGAAUAA